This is a messenger RNA of Microthlaspi erraticum, 1710 nucleotides long. NCBI's taxonomy places the organism in Eukaryota, Viridiplantae, Streptophyta, Magnoliopsida, Brassicales, Brassicaceae. The record is from the annotation of a GenBank genome assembly.
AUGUCCGACAACGAAGAAAACGGUACCGCCGUCGAAGGAUUUCACUCUGGAGAUGGUGGUCGACUCGGCGGCGAGAUCGAGGAUCACAAACACUCGAAUUCCCAGAGGGAAAUGGUUGACACUGAGAGAGAUUCUUCUAGAAGUAAAGAAGAAGAUAUUGUGAAGGGGCGAGAUAGGGACCAUGAUCGAAGGAGCGGAGAGAGAAGCAAGGAACGUAACAGGGAGGAGGAUAGGAGCAGAGAUAAUGGUGUUGUGGCGAAAGAAAGGGAUCGAGAGAGGCAUCACAGAAGUCGUCACAGGGAUCGCAGUGUGGAAAGAGGUGAAAGAAGAGAACGUGGAAGGGGUGAUGGUGAUGAUUACCGUCGAAGCCGUGACCGUGACUUUGACAGGCGCAGAGAUUAUGACGGCGGUAGAGGAGAUAGACGUCGCCGCAGGUCUCGUUCUCGUUCCAAGGGUAGAUCAGGGCGUAGAUCACGUUCUCCAUCUAAGAGCAAGCGGGUCAGUGGAUUCGACAUGGCUCCUCCAGCUUCUGGGAUGUUAAAUACUGCUGCUGCUGUUCCAGGCCAAGUUCCAGCUCCAAGCCCAACUCUUCCUGGGACUGGAAUGUUUCCCAACAUGUUUCCCGUACCACCUGGACAGCCAUUCGGUGGACUCCCUAUGAUGCCAUUUCAGGCAAUGACACAGCAGGCUACUAGACAUGCUCGGAGGGUCUACGUUGGUGGCCUUUCUCCCUUAGCAAAUGAACAGACUGUUGCAACAUUUUUCAGUCAGGUUAUGGCCGCUGUUGGCGGAAACACUGCUGGUCCAGGUGAUGCUGUUGUCAAUGUGUACAUCAAUUACGAGAAGAAGUUUGCAUUUGUGGAGAUGCGAACAGUUGAAGAAGCGAGUAAUGCUAUGUCGUUGGAUGGAAUUAUAUUUGAGGGAGCUCCAGUGAAGGUGAGGAGACCAAGUGACUACAACCCAUCACUAGCUGCAACACUUGGUCCAAGCCAUCCAAUUCCCAAUCUAAACUUGGCUGCUGUUGGGCUGACUCCAGGGGCUUCUGGUGCGCUUGAGGGUCCUGAGCGUAUUUUUGUUGGUGGACUUCCUUACUAUAUCCCUGAGGCACAAAUCAAAGAACUGUUGGAGUCUUUGGGAGCUCUGAAGGGUUUUGAUCUUGUGAAAGACAGAGAAACUGGAAACUCGAAAGGAUACGCUUUCUGCGCGUAUCAAGAUCCUGCUGUUACAGACAUUGCUUGCGCUGCCCUCAACGGAAUUAUAAUGGGAGACAAAACUCUUACAGUGAGACGAGCUAGCGUAGGAACAACUCUGCAGAAACCCGAACAGGAGAGUGUAUUGCUGCACGCACAGCAACAGGUUGCUUUACAGAGGAUUAUGCUGCAACAAGGAACAGCGGCCACCAAAGUCGUGUGCCUGACCCAAGUAGUUACCGAGGACGAGCUUAGAAGUGAUGAGGAUUACGAAGACAUCAUUGUAGACAUGAGAGAAGAAGGCGGAAAGUUUGGUGCGUUAACUAAAGUCGUGAUUCCUCGCCCCAGCCCCGACGGUGAGCCUGUUCAGGGCGUUGGCAAGGUGUUUCUUGAGUAUGCGGAAACAGAGAGCUCGACCAGGGCGAGGACCGGAAUGAAUGGUAGGAAAUUCGGAGGGAACGAAGUGGUGGCUGUGUUUUACCCUGAAGAUAAGUUUGAACAAGGCGAUUAUUCUCUCUAG